Neogale vison (American mink) is the source of this 331-nucleotide messenger RNA. Its product is annotated as 60S ribosomal protein L37-like. Gene Ontology annotation, biological process: translation. The coding region runs from base 53 to 331 and encodes 92 amino acids. The record is from RefSeq and is a predicted model, not a curated record. NCBI's taxonomy places the organism in Eukaryota, Metazoa, Chordata, Mammalia, Carnivora, Mustelidae. The transcript has a single exon. Gene Ontology annotation, cellular component: cytosolic large ribosomal subunit; ribosome. Gene Ontology annotation, molecular function: RNA binding; structural constituent of ribosome.
CAGUAGUGCAGAAAACAGACCUGGGUUCUUUGGGGUCUGCCUCAGAAACGAGAUGACGAAGGAGACGUCAUUGUUUGGAAAGCAUUGCAAUAAGAGCUACUGUGGCUCGAAGGCCUGCCACCUUCAGAAGUCCACCUGUGCCAAAUGUGGCUAUCCUGCCAAGCACAAGAGAAAAUAUAACUGCGGUGCCAAGGCUAAAAGAAGAAACACCCCUGGGACCGGUCGAAUGAGGCACUUAAAAAUUGUAUACCGCAGAUUAAGACAUGGAUUCCAUGAAGGAGCAAUACCUAAGCCCGAGAGGGUAGCUGUUGCAGCAUCCAGUUCAUCUUAA